Molecule: messenger RNA, 4356 nt
Organism: Aspergillus saccharolyticus JOP 1030-1
Lineage: Eukaryota; Fungi; Ascomycota; Eurotiomycetes; Eurotiales; Aspergillaceae
Product: pleiotropic drug resistance protein, ABC superfamily
Exons: 2
Coding region: 1-4356 (1451 amino acids)
Biological process (GO): transmembrane transport
Cellular component (GO): membrane
Molecular function (GO): ATP hydrolysis activity; ATP binding; ABC-type transporter activity
Source: RefSeq, a predicted model, not a curated record
AUGGACUCCUUCCUUGAGGAGCCGUCGGCUUCGACCGCCCCGACAGAAUAUGGCGACCACUCCGAGGACGAACCCCCCCUCUCCGAGAAGCAGCCGACGACGGCACAUCUGGGGAUCCCCGAGAUCAACAUCCGCGAGGCGCCCAGCGCCGAGACGCUGGCCGUCCCCCAGAACCACCUCCACCAGACUGCCCCGGGCCCUCGCUCGGAGACCGAAUGGAGCAUGGCGGACCGGGUGCGCCAGCAGCAGCAGCAGGCCGAAGCCGCGGGCUACAAACGACGAGAGCUGGGGGUGACGUGGCAGAACCUGACCGUGGAGGUGGUGGCGGCCGAGGCGGCCGUCAAGGAGAACCUGAUCACGCAGUUCAACGUGCCGCAACUGGUCCGGGACUACCUGCGCAAGCCCCCGCUCAAGUCCAUCCUGCAGGAUAGCCACGGGUGCGUCAAGCCCGGGGAGAUGCUGCUGGUCCUGGGCCGGCCGGGGUCGGGCUGCACCACCCUCCUGAAGAUGCUGGCCAACCGUCGCGAGGGAUACCGGGCCGUCCACGGCGAGGUCUCGUUUGGGGCGAUGAACCACCAAGAAGCCGCCGCCUACCGCGGCCAGAUCGUCAUGAACACCGAGGAAGAGCUCUUCUAUCCCCGCUUGACCGUCGGGCAGACCAUGGACUUUGCCACCAAGCUCAAGCUCCCCGCCCACCGCUCGCAGCCCGCCCAGGACCAUGUCGCCGAGACCAAGCAGUUCCUGCUGGAGGCGAUGCAGAUCGCCCACACCCAAGACACCAAGGUCGGCAACGAGUUCGUGCGGGGCGUCUCGGGCGGAGAGCGCAAGCGCGUCUCCAUCAUCGAGUGCAUGGCCACCAAUGGGUCGGUGUUCACCUGGGACAACAGCACGCGUGGGCUCGAUGCCAGCACCGCCCUGGAAUGGGCCAAGGCGCUGCGGUCCAUGACCGACAUCCUCGGCCUCUCGACCAUCGUCACCCUGUAUCAAGCCGGCAAUGGCAUCUACCAUCUCUUCGAUAAGGUCCUGGUGCUGGAUGAGGGCAAGCAGAUCUACUAUGGCCCCGCGGCGGCGGCGAAGCCGUGGAUGGAGGCGCUGGGGUUCGUGUAUUCGGACGGGGCCAAUAUCGGUGACUAUCUGACUGGAGUGACUGUCCCCACGGAGCGAAAGAUCAAGCCGGGCUUCGAACACCGCUUCCCCCGCAACGCCGAUGCGAUUCUCGCGGAAUAUCGCCAGUCCUCGCUGUACCAGCAGAUGGUCCAGGAAUAUGAUUAUCCCUCCUCGGAGCUCGCCCGCCAACGCACGGAGGAGUUCCAGGCGUCGGUGGCGUGGGAGAAAUCGCGACGGCUUCCGAAGCACAGCGCCCUCACCACCGGGUUUGGCGACCAGCUCCUCGCCUGCACCGUCCGCCAGUAUCAGAUCCUCUGGGGGGAGAAAUCCACCUUCCUGAUUAAACAAGUCUUGUCGAUCAUCAUGGCGCUGAUCGCGGGCUCGUGCUUCUACAACGCCCCCCAGACGACGGCGGGGCUGUUCACCAAAGGCGGCGCCGUCUUCUUCUCGCUGCUGUACAACUGCAUCGUCGCCAUGUCCGAAGUCACCGAGUCCUUCAAGGGGCGGCCGGUGCUGGUCAAACACAAGUCGUUUGCCCUGUAUCAUCCCGCCGCCUACUGUCUCGCCCAGAUCACCGCCGACCUGCCCGUGCUGCUGGUGCAAUGCGGUCUCUUUUCCGUCAUCUUGUACUGGAUGGUCGGCUUGAAGGCGACCGCCGCCGCCUUCUUCACCUUCUGUGCCAUCCUCUUCACCACCACCCUGUGCGUGACCGCGCUCUUCCGCUGCAUUGGCGCCGGCUUCAGCACCUUCGAGGCCGCCUCCAAGAUCUCCGGCACCGCAGCCAAGGGGAUCGUCAUGUAUGCCGGCUACAUGAUCCCCAAGCCGCACAUCAAGAACUGGUUCGUCGAACUUUACUACACCAACCCGUUCGCCUACGCCUUCCAGGCCGCCCUGUCCAACGAGUUCCACGACCAGACCCUCCCCUGCGUGGGCAACAACCUGGUCCCCCACGGGCCGGGCUAUGAGGACGUGGAUCCCGCCAACAAGGCCUGCACGGGGGUCGGCGGGGCGCAGCGGGGCGCCGACUACGUGACGGGCGACCAGUACCUCGCCUCGCUGCACUACAAGCACUCCCAGCUGUGGCGCAACUACGGCAUCCUCUGGGCCUGGUGGGGUUUCUUCGCCGUGCUGACGAUCGUCUGCACCUGCUUCUGGAGCGCCGGGGCGGGCUCGGGCUCCUCGCUGUUGAUCCCCCGCGAGAAGCUCAAGGCUGCGCGCCGCGCCCCCCGCCGCGACGACGCCGAGGAAGGCGGCCAGCCCGGGGCCCCCGGGGCCCGCGAGAAGGGGCCCAACGAGGCCCUGGACGCGGUCCACGGGGAUGAAGGCCCCCUGAACCGCAAUACCUCGAUCUUCACGUGGCGGAACCUCACCUACACCGUGCCCACCCCGACGGGCGAGCGCGUGCUCCUGGACAACAUCCACGGCUGGGUGAAGCCGGGCAUGCUGGGGGCGUUGAUGGGCUCGUCCGGGGCGGGCAAGACCACCCUGCUGGACGUGCUGGCGCAGCGCAAGACCGAAGGCACCAUCAAGGGGUCGAUCAUGGUGGACGGGCGCGAGCUGCCCGUCUCCUUCCAGCGCAUGGCCGGCUACUGCGAGCAACUGGACGUGCACGAGCCCUACGCCACGGUGCGCGAGGCCCUCGAGUUCUCCGCCCUGCUGCGCCAGUCGCGCGACACCCCGCGCGCCGAGAAGCUCCGGUACGUCGAGACCAUCAUCGACCUGCUCGAGCUGCACGACCUGGCCGACACGCUGAUCGGGACGGUGGGCAACGGGCUCAGCGUGGAGCAACGCAAGCGCGUGACCAUCGGGGUGGAGUUGGUCUCCAAGCCCAGCAUCCUGAUCUUCUUGGAUGAGCCCACCUCCGGGCUGGACGGGCAGUCGGCCUACAACACGGUGCGCUUCCUCCGCAAGCUGGCCGACGUGGGCCAGGCGGUGCUGGUCACCAUCCACCAGCCCUCGGCGCAGCUCUUCGCCCAGUUCGACACCCUGCUGUUGCUCGCCCGCGGCGGCAAGACGGUCUACUUUGGGGAUAUCGGCGACAACGGGGCGACGAUCAAGCGGUACUUUGGACAGCACGGGGCGCCGUGUCCCGUGGAGGCCAACCCGGCGGAGUUCAUGAUCGACGUGGUGACGGGGGGCAUUGCCGCCGUCAAGGAGACCGACUGGCACCAGGUGUGGCUGGCCUCGCCCGAGCACACGCAGAUGAUGCAGGAACUGGACCGCCUCAUCGCCGAGGCCGCCGCCAAACCCCCCGGCACCCAGGACGACGGCUACGAGUUCUCGAUGCCGCUGUGGGAGCAGAUCAAGAUCGUGACGCAGCGCAUGAACCUCGCCCUCUUCCGCAACACCAACUACGUCAACAACAAGUUCAGUCUGCACAUCAUCUCCGCCCUGCUCAACGGCUUCUCCUUCUGGCACAUCGGCCCCAGCGUCUCCGCGCUGAACCUCAAGCUCUUCACCAUCUUCAACUUCGUCUUCGUCGCCCCCGGGGUGAUCAACCAGCUGCAACCGCUCUUCAUCCAACGCCGCGACAUCUACGACGCCCGCGAGAAGAAGUCCAAGAUGUACAGCUGGGUGGCCUUUGUGACGGGACUGAUCGUCUCGGAAUUCCCCUACCUCUGCAUCUGCGCCGUGCUGUACUUUGUCUGCUGGUACUACCAGACCCGCCUGCCCACCGAGAGCGAGCGCACGGGGGCGAUCUUCUUUAUCAUGUUGAUCUACGAGUUCAUCUACACGGGCAUCGGCCAGUUCGUGGCCGCCUACGCCCCCAACCCCACCUUCGCCGCCCUCGCCAACCCGCUCAUCGUCAGCACCCUGGUGCUCAUGUGCGGCGUCUUUGUCCCCUACAGCGAGCUCACCGUCUUCUGGCGCUACUGGAUGUAUUACCUCAACCCCUUCAACUAUGUGACCUCCGGCAUGCUCGUCUUCGGCAUCUGGGGCGCCAAGGUCACCUGCAAUGCGGAGGAGUUCGCCGUCUUUGAUCCCGUCAAUGGGACCUGCGGCGAGUAUCUCCAGAGUUAUAUCGACAAUAAAGGCUGGCGCGUGAAUCUGGUCAACCCGGACGCCACCGCCGAUUGCCGCGUGUGUGAGUACACGGAUGGGAGUGACUUUCUCACCACGCUGAAUCUCCACCAUUAUUAUGACGGGUGGCGCAAUGCGGGGAUCUGCGUCAUCUUUGCCCUUGCCGGGUAUGCCUUGGUGUUUGGGUUGAUGAAGUUACGGACGAAGGCGAGUAAGAAGGCUGAGUGA